Molecule: messenger RNA, 2157 nt
Organism: Dicentrarchus labrax (European seabass)
Lineage: Eukaryota; Metazoa; Chordata; Actinopteri; Moronidae
Exons: 4
Coding region: 115-1320 (401 amino acids)
Source: RefSeq, a predicted model, not a curated record
CUACGCAGGAAGCAAACCUGCAUCUGUGGAGAAGUAGAUUCAACGUUAGCUAAACACAAAAACACAGGCCUGUCUCACUCCGUUUUACUCUUGAAAACGGGGUUGAUUUAGAAGAUGAAUUUGGUCAAAAGCAGAAGUUUGCACCCGCACAUGCGCGACGAGGAAGCUGCUGUGGUGGAAAACGCCAUCCGACUGGCGAUAGACUCGAUCAUAAACGUGCUGUACGGUGUCAACAGUGCCAGGACUCACGAGUGCCAGCGGAUGGUGGCCGACAGGGACAAAGAGAUCCAGCGGCUGGAGGGCAGGCUGAGAGAGAUCGAGCAUGAGCUGCAGGUGCUGCGCCGACAUGGAUGCACCUGCGGGAUGUUUGAAGAGGAGACGGCCGCGCACAGCCUCGGCGGAUCAGAGGCCGCCGGUGACCCGCAGAAGACGGAGCCGAGCGGGUUUGAACCCAGCUGCAUUGACAGUGAGAUGACAGCAGGGCAGCAGGAGUGUGAGAUGAGCAUCUCUUUGGGCCUUUUUGCAAGACCCCCCUCACAUGUCUCCUCCCAAAGCCACGAGUCCGCUCUUCCGUCAUCCCCCAGCAGAAUCGGUCUGGAACAAACCUGCACCUCUCACUCCUCAGAGUCCUCAGGCGUAUCGGAGGCAGCCAGGAACCUGCCUACAUCUCCCAGCAGCCUCGUCGUCAAAGAGGAGCCGUAUGAUAUCGACACAGUCUUAAUCAAGUGGGAAAUGAGUGAAGAGAGAUUCGGGGAGCAUCAGGAGAGCACAGGGAGUCCGUAUCAGGACAAGGAGAGCACAGGCAGUAAAAAAAAACUGGAGAACAGAGAGAGAAAGUCCAGCGAGACCCCUCAUGCAGACCCGGAUGAACAUCACGUCACUGAGGGAGAACACCUCAGGAAGAAGAAGAGCGUGCCGAUGUCCGAGCUGCCGGAGGAGGCUCAGAGACUGAAGAGGGCAGCCUGGAGAGCAGCUUCCAGGCGGUACUACGCCCGCAAAGUAGCCCGGCAACAGGCAAACCCGUCACGCCCCCCCGUCCCCUUCCCCCGCAUUACAGACUCUCGGUACUCGCAACCAAACUCUUUAGUAGAUAAGAGGAGGAGGACGCUGAUAUCUGAGUUACCUGACGACUGUCAGACGCUGCAGAGGGAGGCGUGGAGAGCCGCGUCCAGGAGGUACUAUGCUCGAAAAACCGCUCGCCACCAGACUGAGCCCACACAGUACGUUCACCUGCUCCAGAACAUAGAGCCGUCUGAGGAAACACUGGGACCUAACACAGGAGGAUCCCACACCAACAAUGGAGGAAUAAUGUGCAGCUGAUAGACAGUAGUUGAGGUUUUCUAUCCUGCAUAAUUAAAGGUUGAUUUCAUUGUGUUAUGCUAUGUAGAACACUGGACUGCACUGAAUAUUGUUGGUUGGGUUUGGCUCAGGUCUUCUGAUAUGGUUUUCAAUUAACAAUUAUUUUCAUUAUCGAUUAAUUGAUUAGUUGUUUGAUCGACAUUUUCUGACAUUUUAUGGACCAGUGUUUCCCAAAGCCCAAGGUGACGUCCUCAAAUGUCUUUCAAUAUAUAUUUAUAUAUAUAAUAAAGAUAUUCAGUUUACUGUCAGAGGACUAAAGAAACCAGAAAAUAUUCACAUUUAAGACGCAGAAAAUAAUUAAUCUAUUUAAUAUUGGACCACUAAUCAAUUAAUUUUUGCAGCUGUAGUCAGAGUAGUUUGAACCUAAUAUUUUAAAUAAAAACAGUCAUUUGUGUUUCUUAACAAAUAUAGCUGCAAUAACAUCACAUUGGUUCUGAUUUCUCACUGAUUUUAUUAUUUUUCUUUUCAGCCUUUUUUUGGUAUACUGCAUUGCAUGCCUGUACAAAAUGCUUACUGCAAAGGAAGACUGAAUAAAUGCAUUCUGAGACAAUAUAAAGCUAUUGUACAGUUUUAUUCAUGUAUCAAUACAGCGCCCCUGGAGUUCAACGUCUGUAACUACAAUCAAAUUAUGACCUCAACGUCUCUGUGUAAUUGAUAAAUGAAGAAUUACCAUGUUGAUUCUUUGCUGGUGAGACUUAAAAUGUAUUUUUGUCCGUUUUUUGGAACAUGUUAAAUAAAAAAUAAAUAAAAUAAAGACUAGAUCAUUUAAAUACAACUGAUCUUUCUGUUUACAAUGAA